AUGGCGGGCCGAAUCCAUCGCGUCACCAUGUUCAAGAUUGCAGACGAGGGGCAGAGACAGGGCCUGAUUGAGCAGUACAAGAUCUUGGGGGAAAACCAGAAGAAGGACGGGAAGCCGUACAUCCUCUCCAUGGUCGUCGGCCCCGCCAUCGACGACCCGCGCAGCCAGGGCUACACCGUCGUCUGCAAGACCGAGUUCGCCUCGCUCGACGACAUGCGGUACUACGACGACGAGUGCGCCGCUCACGGCGCCAUCAAGGUCUUUGUCAAGGAGAACGUCGACGUCACCGGCAUUAUGUCCGUCUACUUUGAGCCCCAGGCCGUGGCCCAACUGUGA
Colletotrichum higginsianum IMI 349063 is the source of this 336-nucleotide messenger RNA. RefSeq names its product Stress responsive A/B Barrel domain-containing protein. The record is from RefSeq and is a predicted model, not a curated record. The transcript is spliced from 2 exons. NCBI's taxonomy places the organism in Eukaryota, Fungi, Ascomycota, Sordariomycetes, Glomerellales, Glomerellaceae. The coding region runs from base 1 to 336 and encodes 111 amino acids.